AAAAACCAGAUCUGGUUCUCCGGUCGCCGCAGCUGUGAGCAUCAUCCAACGUCGCUGCGGCUACCUUUGACGACCUCGCAGAAACCCCGCAGCCAUGGCCAACAAGGGCUUGAAGGACCUGAAGCAGCAAGUGGAAGGGGCGGCCCAGGACGCAGUGACUGCGGCCGGAGCAGCAGCUCAGCAAGUGGUGGAUCAGGCCACAGAGGCAGGGCAGAAAGCCAUGGACCAGGUGGCCAAAUCUACCCAGGAAACCAUCGACAAGUCUGCUAACCAGGCCUCUGAAUCUUUCUCGGGUUUUGGGAAAAAAUUAGGCCUCCUGAAAUGACAGAAGGGAGCCACGGGUGACUCCCCUCCAGGCCCUGCGCUCCGGUCAGUGGCUGCCCCCUUGGCCUAAUGCCUCAUUAAAGCACAUAUACCUAC
Molecule: messenger RNA, 420 nt
Organism: Rhinolophus ferrumequinum (greater horseshoe bat)
Lineage: Eukaryota; Metazoa; Chordata; Mammalia; Chiroptera; Rhinolophidae
Gene: ADIRF
Product: adipogenesis regulatory factor
Exons: 3
Coding region: 95-325 (76 amino acids)
Biological process (GO): positive regulation of fat cell differentiation
Cellular component (GO): nucleus
Source: RefSeq, a predicted model, not a curated record